Molecule: messenger RNA, 2062 nt
Organism: Gadus macrocephalus (Pacific cod)
Lineage: Eukaryota; Metazoa; Chordata; Actinopteri; Gadiformes; Gadidae
Exons: 1
Coding region: 659-1816 (385 amino acids)
Molecular function (GO): catalytic activity
Source: RefSeq, a predicted model, not a curated record
GCAGUGACUCCGUCAAGGCAAUCCUGUCGGCAGCACCACUUGCGAGGCAGGUUGCGGUCAGUACCCUGCCUCGCAAGUCUUUUUCGGGGGUAGAAACGCUAGUCAUAGGUGACUCUGUUACACGUAAAGUUAGGCUACAGUUAUUUGCCUACCUGGGGCCAGGGCUCCCGACAUUGAAGCUAAACUUAGGGUGCUGACAUGCGGUCAGACCUCAUAUGGAGUUAGAUUAGAUGCACCAAACACCGACACUAGUUUCGACAACAUUGUAGUUCAUGUCGGCACCAACGAUGCUAGGACAAGACAAACUGAGGUCACAAAAAGCAACAUAGCUAGGCUUUGUGACUUCGCCAGAAAGAUGUGUCGGCAUCGAUUAAUUCUCUCUGGCCCUCUACCCGAUAAGGGUAAUGAUGAGCGUUAUAGUAGAUUAUUGUCUCUAAAUCGCUGGCUGGCCCUAUAUAGCUCAGAGCAGGGCUUUGGUUUCAUAGAUAACUGGCCCUCCCUGUGGGGUCGCCCUGGUGUGCUCAUGAGAGACGGCCUACACCCUACUGGGUUAGGCGCCUCAAUUAUGUCAAAAAACAUUGAUAGAUGUCUUAGUCAGGCGUGACUCAUCCACUCACAGCACGCUGGGCUGCAGGAGUUUAGCAAACCUGCUAGCAACAUGAUAGUUUACGUUGCAGAGUCUAGAACAGCAGAUGGGUUAGCUGAACCAGUAUCUAUUGCACCAAUUGUUUCAGAGCUGAGUGUUGUACCUAUAUGUACGGUGGUGCGGCCUCACGCUGUCUCGAGGUGUAAAACCCGCAGGCGAGGGCCGCGACCAGUAUGUCCAACUCUGGCGAUCCCACUGAUCGCCUCAGAGCUGAGUGUUAACCGGACUCCCUCUGAAAAUAAUAAAAAGGAAGCACUCAGAAUAGGGUUCAUGAACAUAAGGUUGCUUUCAUCGAAGGCGCUCUUGGUCCAUGAUCUAAUUAUUGAUAAAAAGAUCGACAUACUGGGGCUUUGUGAAACCUGGUUAAAACCAGAUGAGUUUCUAGCCCUAAACGAAGCUACUCCACCCCAUUAUGUUAGCACCCAAGUAUCUAGAGAAGUUAAGAAAGGUGGUGGAGUAGCCCUGAUAUCUAAUUCUAAGCUUAAUUUAAAGCCAAAGAAUAGAUAUAUUUUCAGAUCCUUUGAGGUGCUAGCGCUCUGCACCUCAGCUCCCCGAGAAGCAAAACGAGUUCCAGACUCUUUUGUUUUAGCUGUAGUAUACCGUCCCCCAGGACCGUAUUCAGUUUUUGUUGAUGAGUUUUCUGACUUUGCAGCUGAUCUGGCUACAUACUCAGACAAUAUUUUGCUUAUUGGGGAUUUCAACAUUCACGUGAAUAACCCGUCUGAUGCCCUCACAAGGGCUUUUCUGUCCAUUACAGAUACGCUUGGCUUCAAACAGCUCGUCCAGCACCCAACCCACAUCGGUGGAAACACGCUGGAUCUCGUUCUGACCCGCGGUGUAGACAUUUCACAGCUAGUGGUCUCUUCCUACACCUCAGCUUUAUCAGACCACUUUUUGCUCACUUUCCAGGUGGUGGUAUCCUGCCCCUGCGACGAUCAGCAAGCUACUUUCAGCUGUCGCCGCAUCACACCUGCAACCAUUACAGCUAUGGCAGAUAAGUUAUUUGGUUCACUUGCACCUCUCUGUAACUAUAGUGGUUCUGUGGAGUGCCUUACUGAUGACCUCAACAUUGCCUUGUCUGUUGCCAUUGAUUCAGUUGCUCCGCACGUAACUAAAAAACGAACAUUGAAAAAACCAGCCCCUUGGUUUAAUGCAAGGGGCUUGCAUUAAAGCCCCUUUCUUUUUGACACGGUGAGGAGUCUCACUCAGAAACAGAAUCAGACCGUAGGCUCCUCGAUCGUGGCAGGUGAAUUCAUGGAUUUCUUUGAGAAUAAGAUUCAAUCAAUUAGAGAGGAAAUUGAUGCUUGCCGUGCGGCUAAUCCUACACAUCCUGUGGGGAAGGAUGGGGUUCUGCUAAGUAGGAUAGUGAACUCUAACGCAACUCUUUUGGAGUUUAAGCAAUUUCUUUGGUGGAAC